GUCAUUAUGUCAUAUUCUCGGCCGUUGAGAAAACGGCAAGCGCCUUAAUUCGCUCGUGUCUCUUUCGUGUAGCGCACAGAAGGAUAGGCGACACCGGAAACGCCAAAGGACACAAGACGAACCAUGGGCACCGAAAACGAGUACAAGGUUGUGCUUCUCGGAGAAGGCCGAGUCGGGAAGACAUCCCUCAUUCUCCGCUAUGUUCAUGACAAGUUCAACGACAGACUCGAUCGAACUGUCAACGCUUCAUAUCUGACAAAAACAGUAGCUCUAGGGAUGAAACGAGUCGACUUGGCGAUAUGGGACACUGCCGGGCAGGAGAUGUUCCAUGCGCUGGGACCUCUAUACUACAGAGAUUCGCAAGGUGCAAUCUUAGUUUACGACAUCACCGAUGAGGAUUCUUUCCGAAAAGUGAAAAAUUGGGUGAAGGAACUCAAGAAAAUGCUCGGGAACGAGGUGGUUCUCGUGGUGAUAGGCAAUAAGAGCGAUCUAGAAAGCGAGCGAUCGGUCCCCUUGCAUGAGGCGGAAUCAUAUGCGAAAUCUGUUGGAGCAGCUCAUUUUCUGACUUCUGCUAAGCUCAAUAGGGGUAUAACCGAAGUGUUCCUGCACUUGUGCAAGGAAAUGAUUAUGAAGCGAGCUCGUGACGGCGCCAGACGGCAAUCGACCGGUGCAGGUGCUCAACGAAACCGCUUGCAGGUCGAGACAUCGGACGAUAACGCUGAACCCACGCGUACCAACAAAUGCUGCUCAUUGAUUUAAAAAUAAGCUUUUAAUGUAAAAUAAGAACAUGUGUAAAGAGAGUGUUAAAACUGAAAAACGUAACAUUUACGAUUCCACGAGAGGCGGCGACUCAAGUUCGAGAAGGCCGUCUAUCUAGUCAACUCAUUCCAGAGGUCCACGCUCGGAAUCCAUGAACAGUGAAAGCGGGAAUUAGCUGUAUCGAACGGAUUUUAUUCAUGAUCGGCUCGUUCCUCGCUGGACUGAGACGCAAUGGGUAUAGACAGAGCCGGUCGGCGUGAAGAUUUUACCGUCGACAGAGUGAUCAUUGAUCAUAUAUAUUUUUCGAUGGAAGAUGCGUGUUGCAGUGAGCGACAAAACGCCUUAGAUACACUACUUGUUGAAAAACGGAUCGACGCCAACGUGCGAUCGUUCCUUCAUAACGUAUACAUACAGAAUCAGUUGCCUGUUUGCCUGACGACCGAACGAGUGGAUUGUGAUUACUGUCGCUGGAGAGGAGG
Molecule: messenger RNA, 1238 nt
Organism: Galendromus occidentalis (western predatory mite)
Lineage: Eukaryota; Metazoa; Arthropoda; Arachnida; Mesostigmata; Phytoseiidae
Product: ras-related protein Rab-21
Exons: 6
Coding region: 124-759 (211 amino acids)
Biological process (GO): Rab protein signal transduction
Molecular function (GO): GTP binding; GTPase activity
Source: RefSeq, a predicted model, not a curated record